AUGCAAGCAGCGAAUUCAGUUCAAAAAGCAUGUAAGCGCCUACUACGUGCACACGCCGUUGCGCUAAGUGUUGGGGACACAAAGGCUCCCGUUCCACCGCGCUCUAAGCGCCCCGAAAAUUGCGCUUUGGAGGAGACUCUCCCGAACGCCCCUGCCCCUCAAAAUGUGAGAAGGGAGGAGGAAGAGGGGCGUCCUGGGGAUGGGAAGGGCAUCCCGGCACCACAUACUGAUGUGAGGCUGCGGGGUCGGGGGGAAGGGUGCGGCGGGAAAGGAGGGCACAUCUGUCGGGGGACCGGAGGGAAGCGGGGUUCCCAGGGUCAACGGAGGAAAGAAAUGGGGCGGGAUCCGCUAGUUAGCGCAGUCGGGAGGGGUCCCCGGCAGGGAGAAGGGAGAAUCGGGCCCCGAGCCCCGAGAGAGGGCAAGAGCGCAGUCUCGGGGAUGGAGGGGUGCUGCGGGGUGCUGCGGGGUCCCCGGGUGGGGGGCGUCUCCCCUGGGAGGUCCGCUCCCAGGCACAGUUCGCAGCUCGGCUCCCCGGCCCAGUCCCUCUCGGCCUUCCCCGGGGCUCACCUGGGUCCCGGCGGGUGCGGACGCCCCCAGCGCGGGGUCUCGGCGCCCUGCAGACCCCCGGCUCUGCGGCCUGCGCUGGGCUCCGUGCAGAGGCUCCGCGCAGCCCCGCCGCUGCCGCUCCGCUGCUGCUUUCCGCUUCCUGUCCCGGCACCGCCCCGCAGCCCGGAGCCCAGCCCCGCCGCCGAACAAGCGAGUGAGCUAGGGAGCGAGCGAGAGCCCGAGCCCGAGCCCGGCCCGGCCAGAAGCCAAGAAGCUACCGGGAGCGCAGCCAGCGCAGCGCAGCCCUGCCCUGCCCUGCCCACCUGCAGGCACCGGGGCGGAGUCCCGGGCUCGCCCCAGCGCACGCCACCAAGGCACACCGGGACACCCCUCUGUACACCUCCCGGAGGCCUGCCAGCCGGGGACCCCCUACCCCUUCUUCACGCUCUGCACUCAACAGUGUCCGACGAGUGGAAUGUAAGCACCUGGAGGACAGGCACAGAUUUUUAUUUUUUGGAGUGCCUUGCAUCCAUGAGGCGCUUAAUGACCGCCUGUUGGAUUAUUAUUGUUAUUCUGUAG
Messenger RNA from Monodelphis domestica (gray short-tailed opossum), 1125 nucleotides. The record is from RefSeq and is a predicted model, not a curated record. Lineage: Eukaryota; Metazoa; Chordata; Mammalia; Didelphimorphia; Didelphidae.